Rosa chinensis is the source of this 1546-nucleotide messenger RNA. Its product is annotated as protein ALP1-like. The coding region runs from base 79 to 1380 and encodes 433 amino acids. The record is from RefSeq and is a predicted model, not a curated record. NCBI's taxonomy places the organism in Eukaryota, Viridiplantae, Streptophyta, Magnoliopsida, Rosales, Rosaceae. The transcript has a single exon.
CAGAUUUAACCCCCACGAUUCCCAAGAAGCGAAAAAAAAAAUUCCAAAAUCAAAACCCCCAAAAAACACAAAAAAAAAAUGGAAUCUUCAACCCUCGUAGCUUUACUCUCCUCCAUCUCCCAACUCCUCCUCCUCCUCGUCCUCUCCCCCAAUCCCUCCACCGAUUCCUCCUCCCCCAACCAUGCCUUCCCCGCCGUCCACCACUUCCUCUCCUCCCAAGAAAUCGCCGCCACCCUCUCCCUCCUCUCCCUCUCCCGCAAACGCAAGCGGGCCCGUCUCGACUCCUCCGAGCCCACUCCCCCGGCCCAACUCGGCCUCCCUCUCCCUCUCCCUCGCACUCCCGACUCCUUCAAGACUUCUUUCCGAAUGACCUCCUCAACCUUCGAGUGGCUCUGCUCUUUACUCGAGCCCUUACUCGAGUGCCGGGACCCGAUUGGCUCCCCGCUCAAUCUCUCCGCCGACCUCCGCCUCGGAAUCGGCCUGUUCCGCCUGGCCACCGGAGCCAAUUACCCGGAGAUAUCAAGACAGUUCCGGGUUUCCGAGUCUGUGUCGAGAUUUUGCUCCAAGCAAUUGUGUCGUGUUCUCUGCACUAACUACCGGUUCUGGAUUGAGUUUCCGAAUAAGACUGAGCUUGAAUCGGUGUCUUCGGGUUUCGAAACCCACACCGGGUUGCCCAAUUGCUGCGGUGUGAUUGACUGUACCCGGUUCAAGUUUGUGAGAAGUAAUGGGGUUGAUCAAGAAGAAGUUGCAGCCCAAAUCAUGGUGGAUGCUAAUUCCAGAAUUCUCAGCAUUGUGGCUGGGUUCAGGGGGAAUAAAAGCGAUGCUAGGGUUUUGAAGAGUUCGACUCUGUAUGCAGAUAUUGAGGGUGGGAAGUUACUGAAUUCGGAUCCGGUUAGUGUGAAUGGGGUGCCGGUGAAUCAGUACUUGGUUGGAGAUGAAGGGUACCCUUUGCUUCCUUGGCUUAUGGUGCCCUUUGUUGAUGCAAUGCCGGGGUCGGAUGAGCAGCAAUUCAAUGCAGCACACAGUAGAAUGCGGCUUUCGGGGCUUAGAGCUAUUGAUAGUUUGAAGAAUUGGGGGGUUUUGAGCAUACCGAUUCGCGAGGAGAUGAAGAUGGCUGUUGCUUAUAUUGGUGCUUGUUCUAUUCUACAUAAUGGUUUGUUGAUGAGGGAGGACUAUUCGGCAAUGUCUGCUGGGUUGGAUGAUUACUCUGUCUAUGAUCAGAGCUCUCAGUAUCAUAGGGACAAUUCGAGUUUGGAGGAGAGUUCAAUUGAGAGGAAGGCUUCUGUUAUAAGAAAUGCAUUGGCUACAAAAGCAAAAGAGUUUCAAGAAUCAAUAUUUUCGACACAUUCUAGCUCGUUGGUGUCAUUGCAAUCACCCUAGGAAAUUGGUUCAAUAGAGGGAGCUGAUAUAGAACAAUUUUGUUUGUCAGGUACUUUUAGAUUACUUUUCUUUCAUGAUCAUUGUUGUGUUUCCUUAGAUCACAGGCCCUUUGUUUCUUUUACAUUCUUUUGAUUUAUUUCGGAAAAGAAUUGCUAUUUGAAUUCAA